CAGGAGCUGAACCUGAGGAGCAUCGUGCAAAACAACUACAACAUGGCCAGGAUCUCCGGCGUCUGGUACUCCAUCUCCGUGGCCUCCAGCAACCUGACGCGCAUCCGCGAGCACGGGGACCUGCGCGUGUUCGUGCGCCGCCUCGAGUACCUGGACAACGGCAACCUCAAGUUCAACCUCCGCUUCAGGGUGCAAGGGCAGUGCGUGCCUGUGACCAUGGUCGGCCAGAGGACAGGGAAGGACGGGGAAUACAUCAUCCCCUACCAGGGCGACAGCCGGAUGCAGGUGCUGGAGACGGACUACAGGCUGUUUAUCAUCUUGUACCUGGAGAACACAGAGGGCGAGACAAAGAUGCAGGCGCUGGCGCUGUACGGGCGCAUCCCCCAGCUGAGCAGCCCCUUCCUGAGGCGGUUUGAGGGAGCCUGCAAGAGGUUCGGGCUGGACCCCGCGACCAUCCUGCCCCUCAAGGAUCAAGAUAACUGUUACCAGGAGCGCUAG
Ochotona curzoniae (black-lipped pika) is the source of this 498-nucleotide messenger RNA. RefSeq names its product epididymal-specific lipocalin-9-like. NCBI's taxonomy places the organism in Eukaryota, Metazoa, Chordata, Mammalia, Lagomorpha, Ochotonidae. The coding region runs from base 43 to 498 and encodes 151 amino acids. The record is from RefSeq and is a predicted model, not a curated record. Gene Ontology annotation, molecular function: small molecule binding. The transcript is spliced from 6 exons.